CUUCCAGUUGGUGCACUGCGUGUCGAGUUUUCCCAGCCUGUGAACCUGGAAGAAGUGGCAAGAAUAAACCCAGAGGUCAAAGCAGGAGGUCAUUUUGCUCCAAAGGACUGUGUAGCACUUCAGAAAGUAGCAAUAAUCAUACCGUUCAGGAACCGAGAGGAACACCUGAAGUACUGGCUCUAUUACCUGCACCCAAUUCUCCAAAGGCAGCAACUAGAUUAUGGAGUAUAUGUUAUCAACCAGGAUGGAGAAGAAGAAUUUAACCGUGCUAAACUGCUGAAUAUAGGAUUCACAGAGGCUUUGAAAGAGUAUGACUAUGAUUGCUUUGUGUUUAGUGACGUAGACCUCAUCCCAAUGGAUGACAGGAACACCUACAAAUGUUACAGCCAGCCACGGCACCUCUCUGUAUCCAUGGAUAAAUUUGGAUUUCGGUUGCCUUACAAUCAGUAUUUUGGAGGUGUGUCUGCCUUGAGCAAAGAGCAGUUCACAAAGAUCAAUGGCUUCCCAAACAAUUAUUGGGGCUGGGGUGGCGAAGAUGACGACAUUUAUAACAGGCUGGUGUUUAAAGGCAUGGGGAUAUCCCGACCAGAUGCUGUCAUUGGGAAGUGCAGAAUGAUUCGGCAUUCCCGGGACCGGAAGAAUGAACCCAACCCCGAGAGGUUUGACCGAAUUGCGCAUACAAGGGAGACAAUGAGCUCUGACGGCUUAAAUACACUAUCCUACAAGGUGUUAAGAACUGACAAGUACCCUCUGUAUACAAAGAUCACAGUGGAUAUUGGCUCGCCAAAUAGCUAACAUCACAGACACAAGAGACACCAUGCCUAUGUUGCCCAGGACAUCUGGCCUCAAGGAUGCUUUAUAUCUGCUGGUUUUAUAACAGUUGCAAUGAACAACAAAAAAAGGCCUCUUUUGGCAUGCCAAAGCGUCUCCAAAUUUAUUGGACA
Messenger RNA from Cariama cristata (Red-legged seriema), 944 nucleotides. RefSeq names its product UDP-Gal:betaGlcNAc beta 1,4- galactosyltransferase, polypeptide 1 (gene B4GALT1). The annotation marks the transcript as partial. The transcript is spliced from 5 exons. The record is from RefSeq and is a predicted model, not a curated record. Gene Ontology annotation, molecular function: beta-N-acetylglucosaminylglycopeptide beta-1,4-galactosyltransferase activity; cytoskeletal protein binding. Gene Ontology annotation, biological process: protein N-linked glycosylation; carbohydrate metabolic process. NCBI's taxonomy places the organism in Eukaryota, Metazoa, Chordata, Aves, Cariamiformes, Cariamidae.